AUGUAUUGUGAUAUUGUACGGGUUGUUGGUAUUUUCCUGUCUAUUGCAGCAUUCAUAGGGAUCAUUUUAAAUGGAGCUCUUGUUUACAGCUUUAUUCGAUACAACGUUCUUCGCUCAUCACCAAAUAUACAUGUGAUGUUCAUCGCAAUCAUUGGUCUUAUGGCAUCCUGUUCGAUUUUACCAUCAACUGGAACAUCAUCAAUUUAUUGUCGAUGGUUAUAUAGAUGUUUCUAUGGUUGUUCAAGUUCAUAUUUACUUUGUACAGUUAGUCUAAGUCGAUGCUAUAUUAUUAUGCGUCCAUUUCACACUAAUAAAGUUACGAUUGAAAACUCCGUUUGCAUUUCAAGCGUUGUUGUGUCGAUCUCUUUUGUUUGGUCGAUUUUACCAAUAAUUGGAUGGAAUGAAUAUACUUUAGAGGGAACUCGCACUUCUUGUUGUAUUAAUUGGUACGACCAACGUCUUUCCUAUGUAUCGUUUACAUUUUUUUUGUUUUUUGUUGUCUAUUUGAUUCCCCUAUUGAUUCUUAUUGCCAUUAAUACUGUCACGUUAAUUGGGCUUAAGCGUAUGCGUGAUAAAGCAAGGCAUGGCAUGUGUACAAUAUUUACUGCAAAACGAAUUGAAAUGGAACAACGUAUUGUUAAAAAUAUUGUUAUAACGACAGUCGGCUUUACAUUUAGUUGGACUCCGUAUGCUGGUGCAUUGUUUGUUUUAGCACUUUGUGGCAAACAUUAUGCUAUUCCACCAUUGGCUACUUUUAUGUGUGAUUGUUUUGCUAAAACAUCAGUUAUAUGGGUUCCAUUACUUUAUAUGAGUACGUACAAUUCGAUCUAUGUUGUCCUAAGAAUAAUUUCGAAUGAUUUCGAAACAGCACAUCAGACAUUUAUAUCUCUUGAAAGUGAAGCAUCAGUAUGA
Rotaria socialis is the source of this 912-nucleotide messenger RNA. The record is from the annotation of a GenBank genome assembly. Lineage: Eukaryota; Metazoa; Rotifera; Eurotatoria; Philodinida; Philodinidae.